AUGGUAGGGGACGACGCAAGCACCAGCGCCGCGGCCGUUCCGCCGCUACAGGGCGCGGAACCGUGUCUUGAUGACGGCCAGAGUUUGGAGUUUUCUCCGUCACAGCUGUCGGAAGAACAGGGAGGCGCUGAGGCGCAGAGGGAAUAUCUGUGCCCUGGACCGGCGGAUUGCUGCCAGGCUGCAUAUGAUAAGGGGCCUGGGCGGGCCGAGGUAACCACCGAGGACGUUGUCCCAAUAAAUGCGGCGACGUCAGCUUCGGCCGAUGGCGACGCGAAAGUGACACAUUCGUCCGCUGAAGCGAGUGCUAGCACUGGUUCCUCUGAUUCAGGGAGAGUUCUUGACAACGUGACGCCAGUCAACGGCGACUCGGAACAACCAGAAAAUCACGCGAUGCGUCCUGCCUCUGUGAUCAAGCGCACCGAGCAAUCAACUCCGUUCAGUAAACUGCGGGAACAGUUUGAAAAGAAAUGUCAGCAGUCGCACUCGGUUGACAAUAAAGAUCAUCGCAACCCAGCACACGUGCUGACGUCGUCAAAAGUGACGUCACGCACGCAGAUGAACGUCAAGCAAGCAUCAGUAGGACUCUCGGAAUCUGCUGAAGAAGCCUCGGGGGUUCCAGCAACUUUGGCGUCGGCUUCCAAAAUCGAUGUACAUAGAGCGUCAGAGCAAAUGGCAAACGAACACGUCUCGGAACCGUUGCGGCUUCCCCCGUCUAGCCCACGAUGGAACGAAGUCAACGAGGGUGAAGGCAGCAUAGCUGAAGCUGGCACGACGGAAGUUGCCGAGACUCCCAAGCGAGAAUCGAUUGACGAAGCUCGAUCGCCGAGCUCUGCUGUUGUCGGGAGGCUGAGAGAACGGUUUGAGAGACAGGCACAACACAAUGGAAAAGGCUCUCUGGCGCACCAAGCCAUUCAGUCAGAAAUGAAAUCAGUCGAAAAUACGACUGGGGAAGCAAAGCCGGAGCCGUUGUGGCGGCAGAAACAGAGAGCUCGGCUCGCAGCCGCAGCAGAGGCCGAGGCCAAUAGACAGGUAGUUCAUGCGGAGAAGGCGGAGGAGAGCUCGUCCAACCCGAAGAUAUCUACGGCAACGCUGACGAUCAAUUGUAGCGCGUUUGGGCGAGGCGUGAACAGCUUAAAGGAGCAGUUUGAAAAACCGAGAACGCCGGUUAACAAAGUGGCCAUUGAGCGAACCCCGCUGGCGCAUUCGUCUGGCCAUGCGAAUGUGGAGAAAGCCAAAGCGCUACUGGCUACAGUCGACAUCGCAGGCCGUUACGGGCGCGAGUACCGGAUAGCUAAGAGCGCCCUGCAUGCGACGGAGGAAGCGGACGAUCCCGCAGAUGGUGGAAGUCAGUCGACGGUGCCAGUAGAAGAGGGGGCCGCGCAGGCAGAGUCUAACGCGCCUCCCUCAUUGACCAAAGCCGCAGAAGUUCAUGAGCCUGCGCCAGGCGAUUCUUCCCCGUCCCAGGCAGGUGUGGCUGCUGGUGCAUUGCAGUCGCUAGGAGGCGAAGGCGGAGGCGAACAUGUAGGAGUGUGCCAUCAUGCGUCCUCGAAGAUCGAGGCACUUGCUCACGCGGUGGGCGCUGCGGCUUUGAAUUUUGGCAAAGCACCGCCUCCCCGCCUUUUGAAGAAGUCAACGCCACCACCGGAGUUGGAAGAGCCUGACUACGUUCCGCCAUCUAUAGCGGCUCUGAGGGUACGCCAGCAAAUGGAGCAAACGGAAGAGUUGCAAAACCACAAGUCGGAGGCAGCGGGGGAUUCAGACCUCAAUGAUCAUCCAACUCACGAAGUUGACAGUGGAGAACUGGUUGAGGCCGCACCCGGAGAGAGUCUGGCAGCGUCUCACGACGCUUGUCGAACGAAAAUUGACGAGGAGGAUGGAUCGGGGGCGGCAGCGCCGGACCCUGUGAUUUCAGAUCAAUUUUUCCGAGGAGUUACCACCCGACUACUCAACAGGUUCCGGCACCCCGGACGCUCCUUACGAGCAAGUUGCCGGGAACCCGCUGCUUCUCUAACCGGCUGCUGA
Messenger RNA from Besnoitia besnoiti, 2022 nucleotides. RefSeq lists its product as uncharacterized. Lineage: Eukaryota; Apicomplexa; Conoidasida; Eucoccidiorida; Sarcocystidae. The transcript has a single exon. The record is from RefSeq and is a predicted model, not a curated record. The coding region runs from base 1 to 2022 and encodes 673 amino acids.